Molecule: messenger RNA, 1701 nt
Organism: Kogia breviceps (pygmy sperm whale)
Lineage: Eukaryota; Metazoa; Chordata; Mammalia; Artiodactyla; Physeteridae
Gene: LRPAP1
Product: LDL receptor related protein associated protein 1
Biological process (GO): negative regulation of very-low-density lipoprotein particle clearance; negative regulation of receptor internalization
Cellular component (GO): endomembrane system; rough endoplasmic reticulum lumen; endoplasmic reticulum-Golgi intermediate compartment
Molecular function (GO): low-density lipoprotein particle receptor binding; very-low-density lipoprotein particle receptor binding; receptor antagonist activity
Source: RefSeq, a predicted model, not a curated record
CAUCUUCCAGAGACCAUAAUGACAAGGAAGGCUCAAGACCAAGGCAGAUGACACAGAAACAAUCUAAGGUGCAGCAGACACGCUCCCGAUUUCUGAACUGUUUACUCUUUCUACGGAGUCGAAGGGAAAGGGCGCUCCGGUCAAUCCGGGCUGCGGGGUCGGGGCUCUUUUCUCCACCAAGUCCGCAACAACCCCGCAAUCCCAGCUAGAGCAGCCCCUAGCCGCAAUCGGCGGCUCCCGUCGUCAAGAGGCUGCGGUGUGGUUGCCCAGGAAACGCCCCCGUGCCUCCGCAGGGCUCCCCGGGCCUUGUAGUCCGCCGGCCGCCUCUCUUGGACCGGCCACGCGGGGAGAGACUACAACUCCCAGGAGGCAGCGCGGCGGGUCCUGGGGGCGGGGCGGGACCUGGUGGGCGGGUCCGGGCUAGGGCCUUUUCCCUCCCGCAGCUUCCCGGGGUCUCCGCGUCUGGAGGAGGAAGAUGGCGUCGCGGAGGGCUCGAACCUGGCUGCGCGAGCUCCGGACGUCGCCGCUGCUACUGCUGCUGCUGCUGUUCCUCGGGCCGUGGCCGGCGGCGGGCCACGGCGGCAAGUACUCGCGGGAGAAGAAUGAGCCCGAGCCUUCCUCGAAGCGCGAGCCCGGGGGGGAGUUCCGCAUGGAGAAGCUGAACCAGCUGUGGGAGAAGGCCCAACGGCUUGAUCUUCCUCCUCUGAAGCUGUCCGAGCUCCACGCUGAUCUGAAGAUACAAGAACGGGACGAGUUCAAGUGGAAGAAACUGAAGGCUGAAGGCCUGGAUGAAGACGGAGAGAAAGAGGCAAAGCUUGCCCGCAGUCUCAACGUCAUCCUGACCAAGUACGGUCUGGACGGGAGGAAGGACGCCCGGGCCGUGAGCAGCAACUUCAUCAACCAUGGCCCCACCGACCACAGCCUGGAGGACCCCCGGCUGGAGAAGCUGUGGCACAAGGCGAAGACCUCUGGGAAGUUCUCCAGUGAAGAACUGGACAAGCUGUGGCGGGAGCUCCAGCACCACGAGGAGAAGGUCCAGGAGUACAACGUCCUGCUGGAGACCCUAAGCAGGACCGAAGAAAUCCACAGAAAUGUCAUCGGCCCCGUGGACGUGAGCGCCAAGGAGGACGCGCUGCAGGCGAGCCACGCCGAGCUGAAGGACAAGCUGCGGGACAUCGGCCAGGGCCUUGACCGCCUGCGGAGAGUCAGCCACCAGGGCUACGGCGACCAGGCCGGGUUCGAGGAGCCUCGGGUACUGGACCUGUGGGACAUGGCCCAGUCAGCCAACUUCACCGAGAAGGAGCUGGAGGCCUUUCGGGAAGAGCUUAAGCACUUUGAAGCCAAAAUUGAAAAGCAUAACCACUACCAGAAGCAGCUGGAAAUUUCUCAUCAAAAACUGAAACACGUGGAGAGCUUUGGGGACCAGGAGCACGUCAGCCGGAACAAGGAACGGUACGCCAUGUUGGAGGAGAAGACCAAGGAGCUGGGCUACAAGGUAAAGAAGCAUCUGCAGGACCUGUCCAGCCGCAUCUCCAGGGCUCGCCACAACGAGCUCUGAGGCUCCGGAGCCGGGCCGGCGGCACGGAGGCGGCGCCAACUGCCUGGGGCUCCUGCAGAUGGGCCUGGGUCCUCAGGGGUGGCUUGUCACCAGCAGAACCUCAGGGAAGGCGCGAGGGGGACUGGCCCCGAGGGGCCUGGGCC